AAAGUAAAAUUCAGGGACAUAAUUAUGCAUAAAAGUCUUAACAAAUAUUACUGAAGGGUUUGUGUGGUUAACUUUUCAAGGAGUCGGGGUUCUGCCGCUUUAUGUUUGACACGGUCUCUUCAGCUGUAUCUCAGUCUAAUUAGGCGCCAAACGGUGCCUGUAGUAAUAUCCUCUUUCAGAAGGAUUCCGGAGCACAGCUCUCUAUCGUCCCACACUCAAUAUGUCCGCCGGGAUUGUCCACAUUUGCUCAGUAGGAAUGCGGUAGGCGGGGCUGCUAGGCUAGUGUCAAACUUUGGGAAUGACAGGAGUGCUGCAGGAUUCGCAAAGAAGGGGAAGUGUCGUCCUCGUUGGUCCUGUUUGGAUUACUUUGAAUUCUUUUUACGCACAUUCGUUGGAUUCAACACCUUUUCUACACAUAGUACGGCCUCAGCAGACCCCUCAACCAUGUCGGAGGACCUGAGCUCCCAACCCUGGUCCAUCAACAAAGAUGAUUAUGAGCUACACGAGGUGAUUGGGAGCGGGGCCACAGCAGUGGUUCAAGCAGCCUACUGUAUACCACGCAAGGAGAAGGUGGCCAUCAAACGCAUCAACCUAGAGAAGUGCCAGACUAGUAUGGAUGAACUCCUGAAAGAGAUUCAGGCCAUGAGCCAGUGCCACCACCCCAACAUCGUGUCUUACUACACCUCGUUCGUGGUAAAGGAUGAACUGUGGCUGGUCAUGAAGCUGCUCAGUGGUGGCUCCGUGCUGGACGUGAUCAAGCAUAUCAUCUCGCGAGGCGAACACAAGACAGGCGUCCUGGACGAGCCCAGCAUAGCCACCGUGUUGAAAGAUGUGCUUGAGGGCCUGGAGUACCUACACAAGAACGGACAGAUCCACAGAGAUCUCAAGGCUGGAAACAUUCUCCUCGGGGAUGAUGGUUCAGUGCAAAUUGCAGACUUUGGCGUCAGUGCCUUCCUAGCCACAGGUGGUGACAUCACUCGAAAUAAAGUGCGCAAGACGUUUGUGGGAACGCCAUGCUGGAUGGCUCCAGAGGUCAUGGAGCAGGUGAGGGGUUACGAUUUCAAAGCAGAUAUAUGGAGUUUCGGGAUCACAGCCAUAGAGCUCGCCACAGGGGCUGCCCCUUAUCACAAAUACCCACCAAUGAAGGUCUUGAUGCUGACGCUGCAGAAUGACCCCCCAGGCCUGGAGACCGCCAUCACAGACAAGGAGAUGGUAAAGAAAUAUGGCAAAUCCUUCAGGAAGAUGAUCUCCCUGUGUCUACAAAAGGACCCAGAGAAAAGGCCAACAUCCUCGGAGUUAUUGAAGCACAAAUUCUUUCAGAAAGCAAAGACCCACGAGUAUUUACAUGAGAGGUUACUUCAGAGGGCGCCCACAAUAACGGAGAGGUCGAAAAGGGUGCGCCGAGUGCCAGGCUCCAGCGGUCGGCUGCAUAAAACGGAGGAUGGUGAAUGGGAAUGGAGUGACGAUGAGCUGGAUGAAGAAAGCGAAGAGGGCAAAGCAGCCGUCGCGGCCUUAAGGUCACCAAGAGUGAAGGAGGGAUCGCAGAAUUCAGAGGGUUUUCAGACUUCUGAGCCUUUAAGUAGUCAUCUCCAGCCGGUGGCCGCAGGUCAGGCAGAACUACCUCAGGCUGCAGGCCAGGUUCCACUGCAGCCCACACCAGUCAACACUCAAUCCACUGCCCAGGCUGCAUCUCCCACGCCAGGUGUACCUGCUGCUGUUCCCACACAGGCUCUAGCUGUCUCAGGGGAUGUCAAUGCUCCCAUUAGUUUGGUAUUAAGGUUAAGAAAUUCGAAGAAGGAGCUAAAUGACAUCCGCUUUGAAUUUAUGCCAGGGAGAGACACAGCAGACGGCGUGUCCCAGGAGCUAGUGUCAGCAGGCCUGGUGGACGGGAGGGACUUAGUAAUAGUUGCUGCAAAUUUGCAGAAAAUAGUUGAUGAGCCUCAAGCCAAUAAAAAUGUCACUUUCAAACUGGCUUCUGGAAUUGAGGGAUCUGAAAUACCAGAUGACAUCAAGUUGAUGGGCUUCGCUCAGCUCAGCAUUAGUUAAACUGUUGUUCUACCUGGUACCGUGACUUGCCUAAAAAAUGUGAAAACUGGAAAAAAAAAAUAGUUUAAUGCAUUUUUCUUUCUAUGGCUGUAAAAAAACCACUACUGCCAAAGAAAACAGUACAGUUUUGUCACCCAUAGGAUUAUACAGCGCCGCCUCUUUGAAUUAGGGGGUCCGCGGAAGUAUGAGAGCGUACAUUAUCACUCAAAAAAAAGUUUACAGCAUAUAUGUAGAGGGAUGCAAGUAUCUCCAACAAACCGUUUUCCUUUAACAUUCUGGUUCCCCUUGUCCUGUUAUUUUAUUUUCUCUAAUAUGUUAUGCAUUUGCACAAUCUGAACUAAAGCCCUUGAACCCUGAUAAGUGUAACAAUGCCUUAUAUAUUCAUCAGAACUACUGAAUGCACGUUUUUGGGGGUCCCCAGUUACCAUAUGGAGCAUUAUGUUGUCGGAAGUGUACAAAUGUGGUUUCAGUUGCUUAUGUCAGACUUUUUAACUUCAUUUUUGAGAGGGGGUAAGAUGCAGCUUAUUAAGCUAGCUAGAAUUUAAAUUUUAGACACACCUUCUGACUUUCUGUUUUGACACAAAGAGAAUUAAAUACAUGUGCGUUCAUUUGGGAUUAUUUUCACCUGUGGAUUAAUGCACAUUAGAUGCUCAUAUGAGUAUUUACGGCAGGAGAUGAUGUAUGUCCAUGUUCAUUGUAAUGAAGGAACAGCGUGGCUCAAUGACAAAUUUUUUAUAAUUUUUGGCCAACAAUGGAGCUCUAGAGGAAAUAAGAUACAUCAGACUUUGGUUAUACAGAUAAUAUGUAUUAGUAUAAACAAUUCAAACAACAAUUGUUGGUUUUGGCACUUUUAUGGGACCUAAAGAGACCACUUUUAAAUUAUAACACGUGAUUGUCCAGUGCUUCAAUUGCUAUAACCUUGAACAAAUUUACCUUAUUAUAAAACUUAAUUUGAUUAGGGGAAAGGAGUGCAACAUAAUACUGACUUUUGCCUUUGUUUUUUACAGUUAGACAUAUUUGUGUUUUGCAAUUGCCAUAUUGUUGGUCCCAACUCAAAAUUAAUGUAGCAUGAAAUAAGAAAGUCUGCGCAGAGAACCAACUUUGCCUCCACUCGUUUUAUACAAGACACCGGCCUGAGGUCUUUUUGCAAAUUUGAUUGUGCGUUGAAAUUGUAGUCAGGUAAAAAGUUUUACAACAGCUGAAACCACAUGUUUUGUAUGGGCAGAUGUGUCUGUGGUAUUAGUUUGUGUCUGUUUGGAAUCAGUUCCUCAAAUUCUUCUUCUUCGAGAAAAAAAAAAGACUUAAGUGCAUUUUUGUUUAUGUGGAUUAUAACAUAAGUACUUGAUUUAACCUCUAGUAUGUAAAUAAUGACAUUUGGCUUUGAUUUGUUUUUAUACUGGGUGUUUCACUCUUGGCCUUUUUUUCUGUCCUAUGGCACUAUUGUGGGUUGUAGCGCUGCGUGGAAGGUAGAUGACGACACUGCAAAUCUGGCUUUGAAUGAUCCCGUUUUGCAGGACAUGUUGUCGCUCACUGUAUGUCGUUCAUGACGCUCAUUUACCUAAACAUUUCAGCUUUUCCCUUUCUGCCUUUUGAAAAGUUUGAAUAUAUUUUACCGUGGAGCCACAGCUAUCCUGAUGCACUGCUUAAUGCCUCUCCACCUUAAAUCUCCCCAGAUUUUGAACCUCCAACUCUUAAUAAUACCAAGUGGAGGCUGUUUACAGUACUUACUUUUACCCAACCCAACUGUUUUGAUGAUUGUAGACAUUUUGAACGGUCAGAAAUGGGUUUUGGAUUCGGAUGAAAAAAAGUCUGUUAUCAGUAAAUUCUUUAACCGCUCUCUGGGUAUUUUUGUGCAUCAGUGACAAUGUUUGAUAAUUGAAUGUGCAUCUCGCAGUUAUUGGCAGCGACAGCAAUGGCAGGUUUAUUUAACACUCUGCUCUAAUGUGUAGAUCUGAAACGCCAGCAAGGUUUUUCUGUUUAAUUUGGUGAUGUAAUAAUAUCGUAACCCUCCAGAUGCCAUAUUGAAUGAAAAUGAAUGAAUUUCUUGCUUGCAGAUUAAAUGUUAAGAGGAAAUCUUUGUAUUUUGACUAAACGUAAAAUUUUAUGCUAGCCUUAAAUUGAAAAUGACCAAGUGUAUUAUUUUUUGUCCUUUUUUUUGGGGCGGGAUAUAACGUCAAGGUUUUGAUUCAGAUUUUCGGUGUCUUUGAAAUGUAGUUCUUGUUACACGUGAAGAUACCUGAAAUAAAGAUAUACAGGUGUGUCGACCCUGUGUUCUCCUAAAAGUGGAGUGACAAAGUCAGCAACCCACUGUUACUCUUUUAAGUUUUUAAACUGCAGUAUUCGGUGCCAUUCUCCUGGUUUAGUCUGCAACUGAUGGCAGACAAGGACAGGAUAGGUGUGUAUGAGCCUUGAGGGAAGUGUGUGUGUGCAUGUGUGUUGCAUAGAUUGAGCUCUACUCCUAACGGAGUUGAUGAUCCUAAUGGCUUUCUUCUUACUCUUUCUCCAACAGUCUCCGAUGUCCUGCUUACAUGUAGUCUAACAAAGCUGUAGCAACUGAACAGAUGAUCGGCAAAAAAAAAAAACACUUUAGUCCAGGCAAUAACUCAUCAAGGCUGUAAUAUAUUUGAAGUUUCUGCCUGUUUUUUUUUUCUUAAUUCUUUCAUUUGCUCUAUUUUUGGAUCAUUUUGGAGUUCAAAGCAUGUCUCUUGAUUAUUUUUAAUCAAUAAAGAAUGAGCAUAUCAGCCA
Messenger RNA from Micropterus salmoides (largemouth bass), 4791 nucleotides. It is a transcript of the gene oxsr1b, whose product is annotated as oxidative stress responsive kinase 1b. Bases 445 to 2046 code for a protein of 533 amino acids. Lineage: Eukaryota; Metazoa; Chordata; Actinopteri; Centrarchiformes; Centrarchidae. The record is from RefSeq and is a predicted model, not a curated record. Gene Ontology annotation, molecular function: protein serine/threonine kinase activity; ATP binding. Gene Ontology annotation, biological process: protein phosphorylation. The transcript is spliced from 18 exons.